AUUUGGAAUAAUCAAGAACAGGGGAGAAAGAAGAGUGUAUGCAAAAUCAAGAACUGCAACAACGGCAUCGACAGAAGGAAGACCCACAUUCACUUCCAUUAAAGCCUCAAGUCCCUUCUCUCUACUCAGUCAGAAAUCAAAUUCAACCCUUCCAGUUUUUCAUGAAGAAGAAAUCAAACAUGGAAGUGCCUAAUGACGUAACAAGAGAAAUCAUCCGCAAGCUUCCAUAUAAAAGCCAAUGCAGAUUUCGUUGCGUAAGUUUCUUCUGGAAAGAUGUGAUUGAUUCUGUUAAAGAUUAUAAUGUCUACACACUCAUUCAAAAAAAGGAUGUGAUUCAUCCUGUAUUUUCCUUGCUGGACAGUUCCAGGGAACUUGUUUUACCUCUUACGAAUCCGUUUCCAAGCUAUCUCUAUGAAAUGAAGAUAGUCGGUUCAUUGGAUGGCAUUGUAUGCCUUUGUCGCCCCAAUUGGGGCGACGUUAUCACGCUUUGGAAUCCUUUUGAAAGCAGUUUUAAGUUUGUACAGUUAAGUACAAAUUCCAAAAGACAUAAACACUUGGCUUCAGUAGCCAUGGCACAUACAGGAACUAACAUUGUUAUAGUUAGGAUUAUUCUCUCAAGUCAUAAAAAAGUUGAAAUACUUCCUACCAACAGCCUACAUUCUAAAUGGAUCAGUAAAAAGGUUGAUCUUCAGUUUGAGUUAGAGAACCAGGAUUCUUGUGGUAUCAUUUAUAGUGGACAGCCCUACUGGAUAGGGAUUCAGCAUGAGAAGAAUAGGGAAAGGGAGAUUGUGCUGAAAUUUGACGGUGGUACCUUCAAAAUGACAUCCUAUCCAAUCAUCUUCAAAGAAGAUCGUGGUAAAAAUUACCAUAAGAUGCUCGUCAAUUUGUACAGCCAUCACAUGCUAGGAAUGCUUGUGUGGGAUGACAAACCAACAUCAAAAAUUGAAGUAUGUGGUUUCGAUCACAAUGAACAAUGGAUCAUGUUAUGGACAGUCUCACCCCCCUUAGAAAUAGACCGUAUAUUAGGGAUGUCUGUGAAAGGGCAUAUCAUCGUCGAAUACGACGAUAGAAUUCUACUAAUUGUUUCGAGAGGUGUUCAUAUGGGGUUAGCCCAAUGCAAAAUUCAGAUUGGAGACAGACGAAGAGAACUAGGAAUGAAUGGCUGUUUUGAAAUCUUAGAAAUACAAAGGAGUACUUUAAUUGUAGAGGGAAUGUCUACUGUUGAGGAGAAGAGGUGGAGCCAUGCUGACAUAAGGGAUUAUGUUAACUAAUCAACAGAAUUACCUCACAUUUGGAUUUUGACAGAGUUCUGUUGUGACCUUCUAAGAGUUUGUAAGGACUAUUUGAUAUUGUUUGUCACAGAUUAUACUUUUUGUGCAAUUUUGAUUUGGUUGUAGUGACAAUCUUUGAUUGUGUAGUUUUCAUAUCGUUUGUAACGAUUUAUACUUUUUUGUGUUUGAUUCAGUUUCAUUACCUUCUGUUUUCAUGAAUGACAAAUGAUCAAAAGAAAUAAUUGAAAUGAACAAAUGUCCAUAUAUGUCAAAAGUUCCAUCUAUUCUUCUGUUA
Molecule: messenger RNA, 1566 nt
Organism: Solanum lycopersicum (tomato)
Lineage: Eukaryota; Viridiplantae; Streptophyta; Magnoliopsida; Solanales; Solanaceae
Product: F-box protein At1g52495-like
Molecular function (GO): protein binding
Source: RefSeq, a predicted model, not a curated record